ACAAACGUACUUUGCGAUGGUCGUACAUUGCGUGCAAAUCGCGAACGUUAUUAGCGUGUACUUGAACCUAUCGCAGAUUAAUCGCAGCGUCCGCAAAGAUGGCCGUCGCAUUACAUAUUAUCCGACAUAAUGAACGCAGAGCAAUGCGGAGGGAGAGAGUGUUUAGAGACAGGACCAAUAUCAUGGACAGUUUGAAUGAUAUUGAACUGAUAUCAAGAUAUCGCUUAGAUAGGCGGAGUAUUUUCGACUUGGUAGAUGUACUUGCACCUCAUUUAGAGAGGCCAACCCUUAGAAACUUCGCCAUUCCCCCUUUGCAUCAAGUUUUGACAACUUUAAGGUACUAUGCAAAGGGGGGAUUCCUGUCCGAGAUAGGGGACAUCCAUGGUAUAAGCCGGUCUUCUGUAAGCAGGAUAAUAUCGUCAGUUACCACUUCUUUGGUUUCUUCUCUCAUAUACAAAAUAAAAUUCCCACUUGACCAGCCUUCUUUAAGAGAAAUAAAGCAGGAUUUUCAUAAUAUGUCUGGAAUGCCAAAUGUUGUUGGGGCAGUUGAUGGAACUUUGAUUCCAAUAAUAAGACCAAGUGAGGAUGAACAGAUAUUUGUGUGCAGAAAAAAUUACCACAGCUUAAAUGUGCAAGCCAUUUGUGAUGCCAAGAUGAAAUUUACCAAUGUAGUUGCAAAAUGGCCUGGAAACACACAUGACAGCUUCAUAAUGCAGAAUUGCUCUUUAAGUGAAAAAUUCGAGAACAAGCAGAUAGACGGCUGGCUUUUGGGUGAUUCAGGAUAUCCCCUGAAACCAUGGCUGUUGACACCCUUCUUAAAUCCAUCAUCAAAUGGAGAAGAACAAUACAACAGAUGUCAUAAAAGUACCAGGAAUGUAAUUGAGAGAGCCUUUGGACUUCUGAAAUCCAGGUUCAGGUGCUUACACAAAACCACAGGAUGCCUACACUUCAUCCCAAAAAAGUUUACCAACAUUGUUGUAGCAUGCUUCAUACUUCACAACAUUUGCAUAGACAAGUCUAUUCCACAGCUGGAUGAACUACUGGAAGAUGACAAUCACGAGAAUGACCAUGAGCAACCAGAGGUUUUCAAUGUUUUCCCUGAUGGUUUUAACACACGUGCCUCCCUUGUGAGACAAAGGUUCAACUGA
Messenger RNA from Mytilus trossulus (common blue mussel), 1148 nucleotides. Its product is annotated as putative nuclease HARBI1. Lineage: Eukaryota; Metazoa; Mollusca; Bivalvia; Mytilida; Mytilidae. The record is from RefSeq and is a predicted model, not a curated record. Bases 99 to 1148 code for a protein of 349 amino acids. The transcript is spliced from 3 exons.